GUUCGCGGUAUCCGCUUGAGACAUCAUGUCGCAACCAUUAUUUGGCGCGGUCGUCACGCGUAAUGUCAUGCACCAGCAGGACAGCGAAUAUAGCAUUCAGCUGAAUCGCUGGUUCCUGAAGCCGAUCGGAGCCUGGCCCAGGGCUGGCGCUUCGAUCAGCAUCAUGAACAAGCUUCUCUCGCGCGGUAUCCAGUUCACCUGCCACUCACUGAUCGCGUCCACGGUGAUACCAUGCAUACUGUAUAUCCUCUUCGAACCGGACGUAUAUCUGAAGCUGAAGGCUUUCGGUCCGAUGAUACACUGGUUAAUGGGUGGUGCGAAUUAUUGUUCGCUGCUGUCGAGUAGCCACAAGAUACGCAAGUGCGUGGACCACAUGCGUACCGAUUGGCAAAUGGUCGAAAGGAUGAGCGAUCGCGAGGUAAUGCUGAGAAACGCCAGAUUCGGUCGGUUCGUAUCCACUUUCUGCGCGGUCUUCAUGCAGGGCGGCGUGUGCUCGUACAGCGUGAUCACCGUGCUGACGCCGGUGAUCAUGCAGAUCGGCAAUAUUACCAUCACGAUGCGCCAGCUGCCCUGUCCAUUUUACACAGACUUGGUGGACGUCAGGUACAGUCCGGCGAACGAGAUCGUGCUUGGUCUCCAGUUGAUGUCGACCGUCAUAGUGAACUCUGUCACGGUAGGCGCGUGCAGCCUCGCUGCGGUCUUCGCCAUGCACGCCUGCGGCCAGUUGAAUAUUCUGAUGAUAAAACUGGACGAAUUGGUUGAUGGGACGGAAGGUGAAUUCAAGACGAAUCAUCGAAAGCUGGCUGUCAUCGUGGAGCAUCAUUUACGUGUACUGAGUUUUGUUUCGCAAAUAGAAGCGAUUAUGCAUCACAUAUGUCUCAUCGAGUUGCUGGGGUGCACAAUUGAUAUAUGCAUGCUCGGAUAUUACACGAUCAUGGAAUGGGAGUUACAUGAUACCAAAAAUUUGCUUACGUACUUCACUAUAUUUAUCUCUAUGUCAUGCAACAUUUUUAUAUUUUGUUACAUUGCUGAAAUUCUCACGGAUCAGUGUCAAAAAGUAGGCGAAAUGGUGUACAUGACAGAGUGGUAUCGGUUACAUCAUAAAACUGCACACGACUUGAUCCUAAUAAUUUCGAGAUCGAAUACUGUCAUAAAGAUAACCGCCGGAAAAAUGAUUCAACUGUCUAUUGCAACUUUUGGAGAUGUGAUGAAAACAGCGUUUGCAUAUCUAAAUAUACUCAGAACGGUAGCAACAUAGCAAAAACUAAAUAUAUAAGCUGAAUAUGAAAAUUACUGCAAACGGAUCAUUUGUAAAUUUAUGUAAUUUAUUAAUAAUUAAUGUAGUAACGUAGGGUACAUUUCGAUGA
Messenger RNA from Ooceraea biroi (clonal raider ant), 1367 nucleotides. RefSeq names its product odorant receptor 33c. Gene Ontology annotation, molecular function: odorant binding; olfactory receptor activity. Gene Ontology annotation, biological process: sensory perception of smell; detection of chemical stimulus involved in sensory perception of smell. Lineage: Eukaryota; Metazoa; Arthropoda; Insecta; Hymenoptera; Formicidae. Gene Ontology annotation, cellular component: plasma membrane. The record is from RefSeq and is a predicted model, not a curated record.